GGCUGAAGCAGCGGGGGACAACUCCCAGCCAAGCGGCUGGGCGCUCCCCAGCCUGAGGGCGGGAAGCUUGGGAGGACCCGGCAGAACCCCACAGGGCUGGUGGGGUCCAGGCCCAGAGCAUCUUGGUGCUCAGAGCCGGGCUCACCAGGACGCUGAAUUAGCCAUUGCCCUGCACUCCUCAGGGCACAGCAACUUGAUAACGAUUGAUCGAUCAGACAGAGCUCGGGACCAGACAACACCCAAGCUGGCCACUCCCGGGAGAAACCUGCCUUUGGGAGGACAGAUCCCAAGCUCAGAGGCAUCGAGGACCUCAGGCCAGAGGGUUGAACCGGGGCCACUGCUGUGGAGCAGGUGGAAUGAGUCUGAGACCAGCUGAUGGACAGACAGAAACCUGAAGACUCCAGGCACGGCUCUGCCUUCCUGUUCUCUGCUCCUUCUGUAUCACUCAUCACUGGCUGCAAGCUGUCUGGAGACAAGAAUGAGUGAGAGGACCGGGAGCAACUGGAGCCCAGGCAACUGGAUGCUAGCACUGUGCUUGGCCUGGCUGUGGACACGUCUGGCCUCUGCUUCCUUGCAGCCUCCGACAGCCGCAGUCCUAGUAAAGCAAGGCACCUGUGAGGUGAUUGCCGCACAUCGCUGCUGCAACCGGAAUCGCAUUGAGGAACGCUCCCAGACCGUCAAAUGCUCCUGCCUUUCUGGCCAGGUGGCCGGUACGACAAGGGCAAAGCCCUCCUGCGUGGAUGCCUCCAUCGUCCUGCAGAAGUGGUGGUGUCAGAUGGAGCCCUGCCUGCUCGGGGAGGAGUGUAAAGUGCUCCCGGACCUGUCCGGGUGGAGCUGCAGCAGUGGACACAAGGUCAAAACCACCAAGGUCACACGAUAACUCACAGGGUCAAGACUUAGGCAGAAAGAACAGCCUUGACUGAGCUCCGGACUGAAGAAUGGCUUCUGGUCACCAGCCAGCAGAUAUGAGGACUCACUCCCCCAGACAUGGAGUCCCAUGUGUCCCACGCCAAAUGCAACAUCAGAUUUGCCAGGGCCCUGUUAGUCAUGCUGCUUAGCAGAAAUGCUUGGAUCUUCAGCCACAUACUUAGAGACCUGUGCUCUCCUACGAACAAAGGUCAACACGUAUAAUCCUGUCCUUAGGGAAUAUCUUGUCAAGCCAGGGAGUAGAUGGCAGACGAUUUAAACAGUUUAAAGUG
Messenger RNA from Onychomys torridus (southern grasshopper mouse), 1199 nucleotides. It is a transcript of the gene Tafa3, whose product is annotated as TAFA chemokine like family member 3. Lineage: Eukaryota; Metazoa; Chordata; Mammalia; Rodentia; Cricetidae. The coding region runs from base 479 to 880 and encodes 133 amino acids. Gene Ontology annotation, biological process: positive regulation of microglial cell activation; regulation of neuroblast proliferation; negative regulation of microglial cell activation. Gene Ontology annotation, molecular function: receptor ligand activity. The transcript is spliced from 7 exons. The record is from RefSeq and is a predicted model, not a curated record.